AUGGUUUGUUGCAUACCGCUUUCGCCAACAAAUGUUCCUAACAAUAAGUCGGAAGUAGCAUUCAAGAUACCGAUGAAUUGUAUCGAAUGCGAGAGAAUCAUGACUGACGUUAUUUCCAAAUUCAAAGGGGUUGACAAAUAUGUGACAGAUUUAGAGAAUGAAAAGAUUUUGGUCACUGGAAGUUUUAAUCAGGAAAAGUUGUUGAAGAAACUCGUGCUCAAAGUUAAAAAAGAAGUGGAGAUUGUGAAAAAGGAAGAGAGGAAUGUGGAACCUGAAAUUGUUGAAAGAGCUGAAGAAUCUGAAAUAGUUGAAGAAGAAGCAAGAACCGAAGUGGUUGCUGAACCAAAUAGUCAUGAGAUUAAGGAUAUUGAAAAAAUUAUGCUGUUUAGUGAUGCAAAUCCGAACGCGAAAUGUUCGAUUUCUUAA
Messenger RNA from Arabis nemorensis, 426 nucleotides. Lineage: Eukaryota; Viridiplantae; Streptophyta; Magnoliopsida; Brassicales; Brassicaceae. The record is from the annotation of a GenBank genome assembly.